Hemisphaericaspora subhashii is the source of this 1125-nucleotide messenger RNA. RefSeq names its product Smc5-Smc6 complex subunit. The transcript has a single exon. Gene Ontology annotation, biological process: DNA repair. NCBI's taxonomy places the organism in Eukaryota, Fungi, Ascomycota, Pichiomycetes, Serinales, Debaryomycetaceae. Bases 1 to 1125 code for a protein of 374 amino acids. The record is from RefSeq and is a predicted model, not a curated record. Gene Ontology annotation, cellular component: Smc5-Smc6 complex; nucleus.
AUGGACCCAUCUGACCUGGAAACUCCCAGAACGAGAAAGAGAAGACUAAGCCGUGAAGAAUAUCUCACCAGUUAUGAAAGACUUCGUCUACGAAUGAAAAUGGAUUUAUCUGAUGCAGCCAAGGGAGCUGCAUCAACCAAGAUGUUAGAGAAUAUAGAUGAACUUACUAGAUUGUAUGGAUAUGUUCAAAGAGAUAGAGUCAAAGAUACGAUUGUCCAUUUAGAGGAUUCUACUGUAUUUAGAGAAGCUUCUAAUUUCGCAGCUAUUAAUGCUAGAAAUAUGAAGUUUGAUGAUAGUCUCGCUAUUGAUGAAAAAGAUUUCUUAAAGAAGUUGAGAGUGUUUGCUGCUACUGAUAGAUCAGUCAUAUCUCGUGACUCUGAUGAUGAGGAGGAAGAUGAGGAUGGCUUCGAGAUCAACGAUGAAUUUACAUUUAAUAAGACAAAUUGGUUAAAGCUUGGUAUACUAUAUCAUCAUGUUAGUAAAAAGCCAGUAGUAUCUGGUUUUUUGAAUGGUCCUUUGGAGACUGAAAGAAAGAAACAAGCACCGAGAACUAGAAUCGCAAAUGAUUCCAAAAAUAAUACAUUAGCUACUGCUCAACAAGUUGAUGCCGAAGAUAUUGCCACCAAUGAAGAACAAAAUACGGCAUAUAUGGUCAAACUGGUAUAUCAAACAUAUUUAAACAAAGACGAAGGUAAUGGAGUUAACUUUUUUAAAUUAUUCAUUAAUCCGAAAUCGUUUGGUCAAUCAGUUGAGAACUUGUUUUAUAUAAGUUUCUUAAUUAAAGAUGGGAAAUUAAAAUUAUAUCUUGAUGAAAGUGGAACUCCGUGUGUCCGACGCGUGUCUCAAAACGAAUUAGCUGAGGCAACAUUGGAUAGUAGUGAUUUGAAAUCUAGUCAUCAUAUUGCUACUUUUAAUUAUCAUGCUUGGAAAACAUAUAUCGAGAAUUUUAAAAUCACGGAACCAUUCUUAGGACAUCGUGAUGAAGUAGAGGAUCAAAUGCCUGUUGAGGAUAUGAUUGAUGAUUCCGAUGAUGAGUCAGGUCCAACUGAAAGUUCAGCCCCUACUCCGGCUGCGUCUGCUUCUACUUCUAAUGGGGUUGGUGUGUCAGUGAAGAAUGAGUAUUAG